This is a messenger RNA of Scylla paramamosain (green mud crab), 1971 nucleotides long. RefSeq lists its product as uncharacterized. The record is from RefSeq and is a predicted model, not a curated record. NCBI's taxonomy places the organism in Eukaryota, Metazoa, Arthropoda, Malacostraca, Decapoda, Portunidae. The transcript has a single exon. The coding region runs from base 1 to 1971 and encodes 656 amino acids. Gene Ontology annotation, molecular function: RNA-DNA hybrid ribonuclease activity; nucleic acid binding.
AUGACCAUCCUAGAGACGCUCGCACUUAAAGGGGUACAAGGAAGACUACUGAGAUGGAUCCAAGGUUAUAUCACUGGAAGACAUCUACGAGUCACAUUCCAAGGGAAGACGUCCCUUCAAUACUCUCUAGAAAAUGGCACCCCGCAGGGAGGGAUUCUGUCCCCAAUACUAUUUAACCUAGUCGUGGAGAGGUUGGUCAGCAUAGACUUUGAGAGAGGGGUUAAACUCCUCUGCUAUGCCGACGAUCUCCAGUUGAUUUCACAAGGGAAUGCCAAACACCGCAAAGCUCAGGUGGCUCUGCAGAAAAUCGAGCAGAUGUGUACAGAACUCGGCCUCAAGAUUAACCCCCUUAAGACUAAAGCCAUGCUUAUCAAGGAGAGGAGGAUACCUGAGGGAAAUCUACGGAUCCAGGACACUGACAUCGAGUGGGUCCAGAAACAUCAGUGCCUUGGAAUCCACUUCGACUACAGACUCUCCUUCAAGCCCCAGGUCGAGUACCUAAAGGAAAGAAUGGCCACAAGGAUCAAUGCGAUGAAAGGCAUGACUGCACUAUCUUCCGGAGCCGACUAUGAUGUCUUACGAUCUUACUAUGUCCAUGCAGUACGGUCCUUAAUCGAUUAUUCCUCCAUUGCUCUGGUCGGGUUGAAUCCCACAGAACUACAUGCCUUACAAGUACAGCAGAAUAAGGCCAUGCGCCUUAUUGUUGGAGCUCCUAUAUGGACAAAACUUAGUAAUCUACAAGUGGAGACGGGCAUAGCGCCCGUAGAAGCAAGGAUCACUAAGAAUGUUGCUGCAGCCACAGCGAAGCUUCUCACCACACCUGGUUACCCACUGACACGAUCCAGGCUUAGAACCGCAGCAGCCCAGGGAGAGCAGUUCGACACCACCAGGUGGACUCGCAAGGCCAACAUAGCAUUGUCAUCCUCAGGACUAAGAUACGUCGGAGCACUGGAUGAAGAUACUGCAUGCGAAGGUUAUACAGAACCACCUCCUUGGACAGAGAACCAUACGGUCUACAGCUGCAAGCUCCCUGAUGCUCCCAGAGACGACACUGUAAGAAGACGAAUACACGGCGAGCUCCAGAUAGCCAGGCUGACAAUUAACGACGCUGCCGUUUUCUACACUGAUGGGUCAGUGGACGAAGAUGGCAGAAGCGGAGCUGCCUUCAUCUACAACGGAGAACAGUUCCUAACAAGACUUUCGGAUGGCUGCAGCAGUAUGCAGGCAGAGAUGGUAGCUAUACAGCAAGCCACGGCUCACGCUACUACACUACCCAACACCGACAUAAUCAUACACACCGACUCACAGUCAGCAAUGGAGGCUCUCCAAGCAAGGAACCUAAAGGACAACAUUCGGCUCACUACCACCGUCAAGAGGAACAUCCGGGAACUGCAGCGUCAAAGGAAAACUGUCACCAUUAAUUGGAUUCCGAGCCACGUAGGGAUUCAUGGGAACGAGUCAGCCGACAUGGCAGCGAAGACAGCGGCGCUCCUUGCUGAAGUCACAACACAUGUCCAGCCUUCACUCUCGGCAAUGAAGAUGGCUGCACGACGACGAGAGACUACUAUUACGACAAACAGAAACAGGACGUAUGCUGCAGAAGGAUCCAGGAGCUGUCAAUGGUACAGAGGAGUAACGGACGGCAAGAGACUUAGGAUUCCGAGAGGUACGCCGAGGACACUACGAGUACAUCUUCACCGGUUAAGACUCGGAUACGUGUGCAACUGGAGAAUACGUCAACAAGAAGUACGGCCGUGUGCCCACUGUGGGGUCCAUCAGGAAGAACCGUUACUACACUGGGUGCUGCAAUGUGACAAGACAGAACAACUCCGCCACCAGCUAUCUACACACCACAUGAACCCACAAGACAUUGAAGCAAGGGGCACAGCUGUGAGAAUGCUGAAAACACUCUUCUCUAGCCACAUGGACAUUCUCACGAAUACAAUCCAACAAUACCCGCCACCACGCUGA